This is a messenger RNA of Oryza sativa Japonica Group (Japanese rice), 1781 nucleotides long. Its product is annotated as F-box protein At4g18380. Lineage: Eukaryota; Viridiplantae; Streptophyta; Magnoliopsida; Poales; Poaceae. Gene Ontology annotation, molecular function: protein binding. The record is from RefSeq and is a predicted model, not a curated record.
UGUGACGAGAAAAAAAAAAAAAGAGAAGAAAGAGAAGCACUUCGCCCAGGGAAACUCUCUUCUUCUUCUUCGCGAAAACGAAAGAAAAGGAGAGGCAAGAACAAGAACAUCUCAUCCCCAAUUCCCCUCUCCCUAAACCCUAAUCCCGUCCGAUUCGCCCCCACCGGCCUCCAAGAUCGAAGCUCUUUCGGCAUCUCCGGCUGGUCGGAGAGGAGCUGCGCGUGGAGGGGGGGACUCUCGAUUCCGGUGAGAAAACGGCGCGACCCUUCUCCCGAUUUCGCGAUUUCGGUACCGUACGGUUGCUCGUCGGCGUCGGAUCCGGACGCGUGUGGGCGGCGAAAGGUUGGCCCUCGCGGUUGAUUUGGUGGUGGCGCGGUGUCUGAGAUGGUUGCGUGAGCCAUUCGGAGAGGACAAGGUCGAGGAGGAGCAGCAGCUUCUGUUCGUGGCAUUUCUGUUGCAAAGAUUAGUGCUCCAUUUCUCUGCAACCUCGCGCGGGGGGGAGGGGGGGAGGGCGUUUGAUCCAUUUCUCCAUUUCGGGUGGUUUCCAAUGGCUCGAAUCCAUGCCGACCCGGUGCUGGAGGCCGACCAAUUCGACCGGCUGCCGGACUCGCUUGUGCUGGUGAUCCUCAACAAUGUCGAGGAUGUGCGCUCGCUCGGCCGGUGCUCCGCCGUGUCGAAGCGGUUCUACGGGCUCGUGCCCCUCGUCCAUGAUGUCUAUGUCAAGAUCGACCGCGUCGUGACGGUCGACGGCGAAGCUGAGGACGCGCUUAACCUGUCCUCGCCGAAGCCGAGGAACAUCCUCUCGCAUUUCCUCAAGAUGAUGCUGUUCACGAUCAUCAAGCCGUUCCACAGCAUGCGCGGCCCGAACGGUGCUGGGCGGCCGCUGUUCCCGCAGCUCGCGCAGCACUCGCCGGCGCAGGUGCUCCGGAACUUCACGCACAUCCGGAAUCUGCGGGUGGAGCUGCCCUCGGGGGAUGUGGGGACUGAGGAGGGAGUUCUCCUGAAAUGGCGAGCGGAGUAUGGGAGUACGCUUCAGAAUUGUGUGAUUCUUGGGGGUACUCAGGUCGACCGCAAGCCUGUUGGUGCAGAGCAUGAGCUGUAUUCGGAGGACAAUGGAAGCAUGCCGGAAUCCUUCUAUACCAAUGGAGGGUUGAAACUCCGCGUCGUGUGGACAAUCAGCUCUCUGAUUGCGGCAUCAACGAGACAUUAUCUUCUUCGGUCAAUUAUCAAGGAUCAUCCCACUCUUACAAGCUUGGUACUGACCGAUGCUGAUGGCCAGGGCACAUUGUCCAUGGGAGCGGAGCAGCUUAAGGAAUUUAGGGAGAACCAGUUGUCGGCCUCAGCAUGUUCUAACAGGACUCAGGUUCCAGCAUGCAACAUGAAGCUCAAAUACGCUCCAUAUCUUGAGCUUCCUGGCGGCAUUGCGUUGCAAGGUGCAACGUUGGUCGCUAUCAAGCCCUCACCCGAGGGAAGCAAUGGCGGUCAUACUAGCCGCAAGGAAACGGAUGCAUUUGUCUCCGGAGCAUUUGAUGGACCAUUCAAGUUUGCUGUGAAGGCGCUGAUGAAGAGGCGAACUUACCUUCUGGAGAUGAAUGGCUUCUAGAUAUCUUGUGCUGUUACUGGGUACCUAGCUUGUUGGUCCAGGCAGUCAUCUAGUUACUUUUAACUUCUGGUCUAUGUAAUAGGUUGUGCUUUGCUCUCUGUUGUAUUAGCUCUCUGUACAGUGGUGACAUUCUGUUGGUUAUAUGGAAAUCAUAUCAAGUUAGUGUAUCUUUCUCAUU